GCCUUUUGUGUGCGUGUGUGUGUGUGCAGAGAGGAAGCCAAAGUCGAGAGAAGAGGAAGCAGUGGCUGUGUGCGUUGACGUUGAAGGUGUGGAGCUGAAGGUGUGUGUGGAGUUGUUUGACUGGCUGGCGAAGGACAAAGACGAACGGGGAUGGUUGCGUGGUUGACGAAGGAGCAGGUGGCGGAUACGCCAUCGAGGAAGGAUGGCAUUGAUGCAGAUCGGGAGGCACGCUACAGGCGAGAGUGCAUCCACUUUAUCAAGCAACUGGCCAUUCGAUUCCAACUAUCACCAAGAGUGUACAUGACAGCGAUGGUCAUCUUUCACCGCUUCUUCCUCACACAUUCGUUCAAAGACCUGUCCCGGCUGAACUUUGCGGCCGCGUGCCUGUUCAUUGGAGGCAAGAUUGAGGAGCAGCCGAAGCGAAUGCAGGACUUCCUUCCCGUGGUGCACGAGAUGAAGCAGCGCGCACGAAAGCUCGCGCCAAGCCCUCUCUCUCCAAACGGGUACGCGCGGCUGCGCUUCAUCUUGCAAGGGUGCGAACGUGCUGUCCUGCAGACCAUAGACUUUGAGCUCAGCUACGACCACCCGCUCGAGCCCCUCCUCCAAUACGCAAAGACUGAGAUUGCGGCCGCGCUGCUUGAGCUUGCGUCGCGAAAGUCAAGCGUGCGCCUCACUUACCCAGCACCAGCAGCACCAGCAACGCCAAACAAGUCGGCAAAGCCAUCAUCAGCAUCAUCAUCAACAGCACCACCACCAGCACCAUCAUCAUCGUCAUCAUCAAGCAACGCAGCGCCGGCCGCAUCAACCCGCGGCAGCGAAGAGCGGCCGUGGUUUGAGCACGCACUUCCACACAAGACAGACUUCAAAUUCGUCGACGAGAUCAUUGAGACGCUGGACGAGUUGUAUCGCCCGAAAGCGCCCGCAGGUGGCAGUGGCGCCAACUCAAGCGAAGUCUCCACGCCAAAGGAGUCUGCGCUGUCGAAUUCGACGACGCCCAUUGCAGACGAUGGGACGUCCCCGACAAAGCGGGCACGACUCGCUCCGCACAGCGCGCAGCAGCGGCAUGUACAACUACAGCAGCAGCAACAGCAGCAACAGCAGCAACAGCAGCAGCAACAGCAGCAGCAACAGCAAGGAGCAAGACAGGCGCCGUCAGCAUCAACAUCAACAACGGUACAAGCAACGGUAACUACGACAACAUCAACACAAAGGGCUUGAUAGCAGCGAACCUUUUUGUUGUUGGACCUCGCACACUCCUGCCAGCAAUGUUACAUCGACACUAGCUGUCUCCCUCCCUCUGUCUUGUUCUUGUUUGACACCGCCCCCCCCCCACUGCUGCUAUUGCUUGCGCGCUUCUUCGAGUAGUCAAGUGUGUUUUGUCUGUACAUAAACACAGUCCUUCAACC
Messenger RNA from Salpingoeca rosetta, 1406 nucleotides. RefSeq lists its product as uncharacterized. Bases 151 to 1218 code for a protein of 355 amino acids. Gene Ontology annotation, cellular component: cyclin/CDK positive transcription elongation factor complex; nucleus. Gene Ontology annotation, biological process: regulation of transcription by RNA polymerase II; positive regulation of DNA-templated transcription, elongation. Gene Ontology annotation, molecular function: cyclin-dependent protein serine/threonine kinase activator activity. The record is from RefSeq and is a predicted model, not a curated record. NCBI's taxonomy places the organism in Eukaryota, Choanoflagellata, Craspedida, Salpingoecidae. The transcript has 7 exons.